This is a messenger RNA of Cyanidioschyzon merolae strain 10D, 870 nucleotides long. RefSeq lists its product as hypothetical. The coding region runs from base 1 to 870 and encodes 289 amino acids. The transcript has a single exon. NCBI's taxonomy places the organism in Eukaryota, Rhodophyta, Bangiophyceae, Cyanidiales, Cyanidiaceae. The record is from RefSeq and is a predicted model, not a curated record.
AUGACUUUACUACGAGUUGGCGGCGUGCCCGAGCCUUUCAACGAGAUUUUUAUGCAAGCCCAGGAGGGCGCUCUCCCGUCCACGAAGUUACAGGUUGAGUUUCUGGGGGUUGCAGGUGGCAGCGGUGCCGCGCUCGAAAUGUUGGCGAAGUGCGAGUUAGACGUAGCGGUUACACUUACCGAGAGCGCUGUGGCACGCACAAAAGCAGCUGCCUCUGGGCUCGCUGUGCACUCUGUAUACGUUGCUUCUCCUCUAGCCUGGGGAGUCGCAGUGAGUUCCAAGAAAACCGACUGGACUGAUCUGAAUAGCUUGGAUGCGGCCGUGCUUCGCGGAGAAAGCAUCCGAGCGGGAUUCUCCCGAAGGGGCUCCGGAAGCCAUCUACUUCUUUCUGUUUUCGCUAGUGAUCGUGGCUGGAUCUCUACAGGUAUUCAAAAUGAUAUACUAAAGAGCUUCGAAUGCGGAAGUUUCGAUGGUCUGAUACAGGCCGCAGUUGCCGGUGACAUCGACAUGUUCCUCUGGGAAACGUGUUUCACAAAGGAGUGUGCAGCUACACGACAGGGUCUGAUUCGCCUUGUCGGCGAAUAUGCGCCUUCAUGGCCGGCUUUUGUGCUUGUUUGUCGAGAUGAUGCACAUGUAAGAGCCGCCGUAUCGGAACUAAAGCGUGAGAUUGAGCCCUUACAGAGAAAGUUUUGCACAGGUGAAGGCUUGGAUAUUCUGCAGAACAAGUAUGGCUUUUCAUUAGAAUCAGCGAAACUCUGGCUAUCGAGGCUGCAAUUCGCUGAGCCCGACGAGGCACUAAGCGCAGAGCAAUGGCGGAGCGUAGAGCGCGCCCUUGAACUCACGGCCGGUUCACGCUCGUCUAGUAGAUAA